This is a messenger RNA of Lotus japonicus, 1106 nucleotides long. RefSeq lists its product as uncharacterized. The record is from RefSeq and is a predicted model, not a curated record. Bases 45 to 395 code for a protein of 116 amino acids. NCBI's taxonomy places the organism in Eukaryota, Viridiplantae, Streptophyta, Magnoliopsida, Fabales, Fabaceae. The transcript is spliced from 2 exons.
UUUAGAGUAGAACAAGAGAAGGAAAAACAGAGGUUUUGGGUGGCAUGGAGGAGAAUGACGAUGGCGACCCGUGGCUUGGCGCGGACAAGUUUUAUCACGUGAUCAUGUGUCUGUCCUUCACCCUCCUGUUCUACAAGCUAGCUUCCCUCGCCCCAUUCCCCUUCCUCCGCCGCCGCGCCAUUUCCAUUGGAUCCAUCGCCUCUCUUCUCGCCGGCGCCGCCAAAGAAGCCGCCGAUCACCUCGGUUACUUCCAAUCUUCCGGUGCUUCCUUCAAGGACGCCCUCGCCGAUCUCCUCGGUGUCCUCAUCGCUUCAUUCGCUCUUUCUCUCUUCCGAUCCCAAAUCCCUCACUCUUACUCUCACCCUCAAAACCAAGGGGAUAUUUCCCUUGUUUGAUUUCAAUUUUCCCCUCUUUUGCUCCUCCUUCAACAACUGCCACCAUUUUCUUAUCUGCAGUUCAAUCAAGUUUUAUCACAAGAGAAGGAGAACAGGAAGAUGAAGAAAACAGGGAAUAGGUAUUGUAUUUGCAUGAGAGCCAAAACAGCACACAGUUCUUGCUUGGAUGUAAUAGAUACCCCAUGCACCUGAACACAUAUUUUGUAUAUCUUCUAUGUGCACAAGCGCAAGUUCUUAUUUUUGCUAGCUUUCCAUAUUAAACAUCUAAUCUGAUGACCUAUAUGACCAUGGGGACAAUUCACCUUCUGAAGCUGGGGUGGUUUGAACCCACCACCUUGGCACUAUCUUCAUCUUCAUCAGGCAGCUUCACCGCAGUAUAUAUACCGGCCCCACUCAGAGCUCCAAGUACGGGAGCUACCAGAUAGACCCAGAUGGCUUUGUAGUUGUUUGCGGCAAUCGCCGGACCUAGUGUUCUUACUGGGUUCAUGGAGGCUCCGGUUUCUGGCCUGCAGUACAGUAUGAAACAUAUGAUCAGAUAAGUCUUAUUUUUUUUCUUUGUAGGUGCUGUUUUAGAUAUAUCUUUGUAUGCUAAUUUUGUAAGUUGUUCACAAUUAACUCUUGAGGCAGUUAAAAAUCCCUCUCAACCAAGGUGAUGCUAGGAAAAUUGUAAGAAUGCUAGCAUUUAGGAAUGGAGUUAUACUUUUCUUUUUA